Alternaria rosae is the source of this 1514-nucleotide messenger RNA. RefSeq lists its product as uncharacterized. Gene Ontology annotation, cellular component: Golgi membrane. Bases 140 to 1237 code for a protein of 365 amino acids. The record is from RefSeq and is a predicted model, not a curated record. Gene Ontology annotation, molecular function: glycosyltransferase activity. The transcript has 2 exons. Gene Ontology annotation, biological process: protein N-linked glycosylation. NCBI's taxonomy places the organism in Eukaryota, Fungi, Ascomycota, Dothideomycetes, Pleosporales, Pleosporaceae.
CGUCUUUUUAAAUGUGCUGAUCCCCCGACGCCCUGCCACAGCACGCUGCACCCCCUAUCGCCAUCUAGACAUCUUCGUCUGCACUUCGUCGCGUCGCUCGUUUGGAUCUUCUCCCAUUCCCGGAUCUACGCUGCCCAAGAUGAUGCUACCGUCAACUGGAGGUCGGAGCCCGUUGCUCGCGCUCUCGGUGAGCGCUGGCUGUGUCCUGGUAUUCAUCUUCGCCUUCAUGGCUUGGCAGAGUCCACCCCGGGUGACUUUCCCACAUGGCCAGUCCAACUUAGCAGCAGCCAGCGCGCAGACCGACUCGACCAUUGGCGAUGUCAUCAAGCUGUUGUACCAGAACUUGAAGGUAUCACCAACUGAGCCCUUCAUUCGCGAACCCAAUGGCAGCCACAUUACAUUGCCACCAAACCCGCGCUACAAGAAGAACCUAGGCAGCGACGUCCUGAUUCUGGAUCUGGAGACCCGCCCCCUCAAGUCUACUGCGGAAUACGAAAAAGGCGAAUACGAUUGGCGCAACAUCAACCACGUUUCUGGUGGCAUUUUCAACCACUACACGUAUGCGCUCGUCCAUGGCUAUGACUACAAGUUCGUCCAAGCCCGCGAGUUCGAAGACCGACACGCCACCUGGAUCAAGCCCUCUGCACUUGCAAACCACAUCAAGGACUACAAGUUCAUCAUCUUCCUCGACGCCGAUGCUGCUUUCCGCUUCCUGCACGUCCCUGUCGAAUGGAUGCUCAACCACUGGGACGUAAAGCCGCACCAUUCGUUCGUCAUGGCCAAAGACCCUUGGAGCGCAAAAGAGCCCCAAUACAACUCCGACCGCUUCAACCGCACCUACACCAACACCGGCUUCAUGAUUGUCCAGAACAACGAACAAACCCUGCCCAUUUUGAAGGCAUGGCACGAGUGCCCCGACGACACCCGUUACGCAAAUUGCUCACAAUGGAAACAACCCCGCUUCCACGAGCAAUCCGCUUUCGGCGAGUACAUCCGCUACGACUACGAGCAAUACAUCAAGGAGCUUGAGUGCGGAGAGGCCAAUGGCUUCCCCGGUGUCGAAGUCAGCAACUGCCAGGGCAAGCUCAUCCGCCACUACUGGUUCGAGAAGAGCAACGUCAAGAUGGACUUCCGCGAAAACAUCAUGAACGCACUCACGCUUCCGAUACAAAAGAUCUUCGCCCAGAAUACGAGUGGCGUUGUUUACCAGCAGGAAGAGAAUGUCAUACUACAAUAGCAACGGCUUGCUCUACUGGCAAAGCAAAGAUAAUACGUUUACGAAGAAAGAGGCAAGGGCUUAUCGCAUAGCAUAGCGUUGCAUUACCAAGGCGUUUUCCAAAUUUGGGAUGGGGGAAUUCAUUGUUAUCAUGUUUUCGGUUUUGGUUUGGUUCGGUUCGGGCUGGGUGGUUUUCGCCCCGAUUCAUUGUACCGUCGCACUUUCGAUCUGGGUCUUCCGACGCGAUGAUACCCCAAUACGAGUCUCCAGUUCACACAAUCAAUAUUAUUCACACAAG